Dictyostelium purpureum is the source of this 2049-nucleotide messenger RNA. RefSeq lists its product as uncharacterized. The coding region runs from base 1 to 2049 and encodes 682 amino acids. The transcript is spliced from 2 exons. Gene Ontology annotation, biological process: maturation of SSU-rRNA from tricistronic rRNA transcript (SSU-rRNA, 5.8S rRNA, LSU-rRNA). The record is from RefSeq and is a predicted model, not a curated record. Gene Ontology annotation, molecular function: protein binding. Gene Ontology annotation, cellular component: nucleolus; nucleus; 90S preribosome. Lineage: Eukaryota; Evosea; Eumycetozoa; Dictyosteliales; Dictyosteliaceae.
AUGAAUUUAUUAACCACCAAUGGUGUAAAAAUUUAUAAUGUAUCAGCUGGUAAAUCAUUACCAGAGUGGUUAUCAGAAAACAAAAGAGAAGAAUUAAGAAAAAACAAAGAGUUUAAUCAAAGAAUUGAACUAAUUCAAGAUUUUCAAUUUGAAACAUCAUCACAACGUGUAAAACUAUCACCUGAUGGACAAUAUAUUUUAGCAACUGGCAUUUAUCCACCACAAUUCAAGGUAUUUGAAUUAUCACAAUUAUCAUCAAAAGUUACAAGAAAUUUAGAUUGUCAUGUAGUUCAAUUUGAGUUAUUAUCAGAAGAUUAUUCAAAACCAGUAUUUUUAAGAGAUGAUAGAUAUAUUGAAUUCCAUGCAAAAUUUGGAUCAUAUUUUAAAACUAGAAUUCCAAAAUUAGGUAGAGAUAUGACAUAUCAUAAACCAUCAUGCGAUUUAUAUAUUACAGCUUCAGAUACAGAUGUUUAUAGAUUAAAUUUAGAAGAAGGUAGAUUUUUAGCACCACUUCAAACCAACCUCAAUGGAGGUGUUAAUGUUAUUGCACAAAAUCCAGUACAUCAAUUAUUAAUGUUAGGUGGUGACAAUGGUUUUAUCGAAUGUUGGGAUCCAAGAGUUAGACAUAUGAUUUCAUCAAUUAAUGCAGCUGCUGCACUUCCAAGUUAUGAUGCUGAGGGUGAUUCAAUUUCAAUUACAGCAGGUAAAUUUGGUCCAGAUGGUUUGUUAUUGGGUUUGGGUACUUCAAAUGGUGGUGUCUUAAUGUACGAUCUUCGUUCAUCCAGACCAUCAAUGAUUAAAAAUCAUCAAUAUCAACUUCCAAUUAACUCAAUUAAUUUCCAUCUCUCUGGUGAUGGUACAACUCGUUUAUUGUCAUCAGAUGCCAAGAUCUUAAAGAGUUUCGACAAAGAUACUGGUAAAAUAUUUAUGGUACUUGAACCAAAAGCACCAAUUACCGAUGUUAUCACUACAGAUGGAUCUGGUUUAAUUUUAAUGCCAGGUAACACCCAAAAGAUUCAAACUUAUUAUGUACCAGCCCUUGGUGCUGCUCCAAGAUGGUGCUCAUUCCUCGACAACCUUACAGAAGAACUCGAAGAAGAUAAACAAUUACUUUAUGAAGAUUAUAAAUUUAUUACACGUGAUGAAGUCGUUCAACUUGAUAUCGAAAAUCUUAUUGGUACUGGCUAUCUUAAAGCACAUAUGCAUGGUUUCUUUAUUCAUAUUAAACUUUACAACAAAAUCAUUUCAACUAAAGAUAUCGACUCAUAUGAAAAUCUUAAGAAAAAAGCCAUUGAAGAAAAGAAAAAUAAAGAAACAGAAUCACGUAUUAGAGCCACCAAGAAAACCGGCCUCAAUAAGGCUCAAGUUAAAGUUAACUCUCAAUUGGCUGAACGUUUGAAGGCACAAUAUGAUAUGCAAGUUCAAGAUGGUCACAAACCAGAUAAUGCUGAAAUCACUAAGAACUCUAUGAUCGAUCCUAGAUUUGGUAAAUUAUUCACCGAAUCAAAUUUCGAACAAGAUGUAGAUAGUCAAGAAUAUAGAAUGGCCAAUCCAAGAGCUAAAAUUGCAAAAUUAGAGAAACACAUUAAAGAAAACUAUGAUAAAUUAGAUUUAGAUGAUGACGAUUCAGACCAAGACGACGAUUCAGAUCAAGAUGACGAUUCAGACGAUAAUAAUAAAGAAUCAGACGAUUACGAAAGCGAUGACUUUGAUGAAGAUGAUGAUGUUAAAUUUAAAUCAACCAAAAAAGCAACCACUACAAACAAAAAAGUUAAAAUGUACGAAAUUAAAACUGGUCACACUUUACCAUCAUUAAACAAUAAAGACUCAAAUAAACAACAUUUAUUAAAGAGUGCACCAUUUUCAGUUCGUGUUGGCAAAGAAGUUAAAAAAGCUACUGGUAUCGAUGAAAAAGAUGAAAAAGAUGGUACAAUUAUCACAAAAACUGAUAAUGGCGACUUACAAAUUAGUUUCAUACCAGGUGCUGCUAAAAAGAAAAAAGUUUUAAAUAAUAAUACAAAUAGUAAAAAAGUUACAAAAAAAAAAUAA